GCGUCAGACGGCGGUGAAUGAGAACAUCCACAACCCGAACAGGAAGCACGUGAACAUGAGCGGCCACAUCCGCUACUCCAAGAAGAUCGGUCUCGGCUUCAAGACCCCCAAGGCGGCCGUCAACGGCAAGUACAUCGACCGCAAGUGCCCCUUCACCAGCAACGUGUCCAUCCGUGGCCGCAUUCUUCGCGGCGUGGUGCACUCCACCAAGAUGAAGCGCUCCAUCGUCAUUCGCCGCGACUACCUGCACUUCAUCCGCAAGUACCAGCGUUACCAGAAGCGCCACCGCAGCCUGACGGUGCACUGCAGCCCCUGCUUCGACCCCAAGCCUGGAGAUGAGGUGGUGGUCGGCCAGUGCCGCCCGCUGAGCAAGACGAUCCGCUACAACGUGCUGGAGGUUGUCAGCAAGUCCGCCGCGGACAAGCUUGGCAAGCGGUUCUCCAAGAACUAG
This is a messenger RNA of Trypanosoma conorhini, 451 nucleotides long. Its product is annotated as small subunit ribosomal protein S11e. The record is from RefSeq and is a predicted model, not a curated record. The annotation marks the transcript as partial. Gene Ontology annotation, biological process: translation. Gene Ontology annotation, cellular component: ribosome; cytosolic small ribosomal subunit. The transcript has a single exon. Gene Ontology annotation, molecular function: structural constituent of ribosome. Lineage: Eukaryota; Euglenozoa; Kinetoplastea; Trypanosomatida; Trypanosomatidae.